CCCUGCUUGGGCUCCCUGUGUGUUACGACGCAUGCUCAUUUGCAAUGUUAUGCAUCAAACAAAAAUCAUAAGAGAACACGAGAUGGUGGCAACGAUAAUUAAAUGAUGGCAGAUCGAGUAAAGCAGAGCACUGCUGCUAACUUUAAAGCCCAUUGCAACACAGACAAAGGAAGAAAGGAGAUCAGAGGGUUCCUAGAUGGGAUCCUUAAAACCAGAGAGUCCCUCGACGAACACAAAAAAUCUUGGUGUUGGUGGUUGAUAGCGGGAGGUAAAACACCAGAGGAAUUUAAAGUCACGGUGAAAUCUUACGAUAAUCCUACUAUCUGUGGACUAGUAUGGAACAGGAACUUUGUUGCUUAUAGGUGUAGAGACUGUGGUAUAUCGCCAUGUAUGUCGAUCUGUGCUGAUUGCUUUCAUGCUGGCAAUCACGAAGGACAUGAUUUCAACAUGUUCAAGAGUCAAGCUGGAGGUGCUUGUGAUUGUGGUGAUGAAAGUGUCAUGUUGAAAUCGGGAUCAGGGGUGAACUCGGGAAUGAUGGAAGAUGCAAAUAAUCUAGCAGAGUUCCUUAUGAGUAUAUGUGAAACAGACACCUUGAAAAAUGUGGUAGCAGAAUGUUUUAUGAUGAGAAUAUCUGAAGUGGAAAAUGGUAAUAAGGCAAGACAAAGUGCUGCUUCAAGUGGGCAGACAUCACUAGUGAAUACAAGAUCACGGAGUAGUUCAUCCUUUGGGAAAGAAGACAGUUUUGAUAGCAUCAGCUCUAUUGAUACUUGUGAUGAUGAGGAUUUGAACCAAACUUAUGUGGACUUUAUGAUGGAUUUUGUUACUAAAUUAGAAUUUCCACAGAAACUUAUUACUUUUUUACUACAUUUGUUGCCUUGCAAGAAAUAUAAGGAAUGCUUUACGAGGGUAUUUUGCCAGCAUUACCAAAAAAUUGCCAAAACAUUAGUGUCUACAACCCAAGGUGGACCCAGCGUAGAGCAACUUGCUAACAGAGUGGUUCAUGUUAGUGUUCAACUUUAUAGCAAUAAACAUCUGGCCGAGAAAAUGGUUCGUGAACAGAAUUUACUGCAUGUUAUGGUGAAAGUGUUACAUGACAUGAUCAAACCUUCAUUACAACCAUUCAAAAGAGGUCAAGUGAUUUCCCCUCAAGUUGUGGUGAACUGUGAUAACAGGGCACUCAGCGAGCAUUGCUACUGGCCAAUUGUGAGUGACUUCAUCAACAUCUUGUCGCACAAGAGUGUAGCAGAGGUAUUCUUGAAGGACCAUGACUUGAUACGACAGUGGAUAAAGUUUAUCCAGUACCUUACAGGGAUGAAUAUAAGCCAUAGGAAGCUUAUUACUCAUAUUGAGUUUGAGCCAACAGUCUACUACACCUCAUUUUCUGUGGAGUUGGAAGCUGCGUUGUCGCCUCUGUGGAGCUUGAUAAAUGCAUGCAAAAUUCUUAAUUCUCCUGCUUAUGCGAGAAACAUGAUCACAAAUAUCACUGAUUCAUUGAAGUCUUGGUACAGUAGCAGCUCUGCCAUUAUGCCAAGGCGUAGUGAGGUGACAUUUCAUCUCCCUUUGCAUCGCUAUCUGUCAGGAUUCUUGAGUUUG
This is a messenger RNA of Actinia tenebrosa (Australian red waratah sea anemone), 1593 nucleotides long. RefSeq names its product E3 ubiquitin-protein ligase ubr3. Gene Ontology annotation, cellular component: cytoplasm; ubiquitin ligase complex. Lineage: Eukaryota; Metazoa; Cnidaria; Anthozoa; Actiniaria; Actiniidae. Gene Ontology annotation, molecular function: ubiquitin protein ligase activity; zinc ion binding. Gene Ontology annotation, biological process: ubiquitin-dependent protein catabolic process via the N-end rule pathway; protein ubiquitination; signal transduction. The record is from RefSeq and is a predicted model, not a curated record.